UGCUGCCGAGGUUGACCGGUUAUCGUCAUCAUGGACGGUGCUAGCCCACACCUUGGGCCCCGGAGCUUCCUUUCAUCCUUGCCUUCCAUGGACUCCCCCGGAUCUGUAAUUCACAUACAUUUAUAAUUACUCAAUUGUCCACCGCUCCAAUCCUAGAGACGGCUCCAAGCAGCGGGCCUUUUUCUCUCCUACGCCGUGACUUAGAGCUUCCAGAGCUUUUACUAACGCAUUCCCAAUUGCACCUCGGUGACGUCUCACGACUUAGACCUCUUCAGCCCUUUCGAUUGGUCGACAUCUUCCAGAUCCUUAGCUGCUUCCGUCAUAAAAGACUCGGAUUCGCUUCGGAGGCGUUGUAGGUGCUCGUCAUGGCAAAUCAAUCCAAGCCAGCCCCAAUUGGACCGUGGGGUCGUGCCACCGCCGGAGCUGCUGGUGCUGUGCUUGCCAAUGCCUUGGUCUAUCCCCUUGACCUGAUCAAGACAAAGCUUCAAGUGCAGGUCAAGCACCAAGCCGUCACCCUCGCAGACGCACAAGCGGAGGCCGACGAACCCCAUUACGACUCGACGUGGGAUGCCGUCAGACAGAUCGUCUCUGCGGAAGGCGUGUCAGGUCUUUAUGCCGGCAUAAACGGCUCCCUCAUCGGAGUUGCCUCGACCAAUUUCGCCUACUUCUAUUGGUACUCGAUUGUCCGCACCCUCUACUUCCGCUAUAACAAGUCUGCAACUCAUCCGUCUACGGCGAUCGAGCUCUCCCUUGGCGCUUUCGCAGGUGCCCUGGCACAGCUGUUCACCAUCCCCGUUGCCGUCGUAACCACCCGCCAACAGACACAGAGCAAGGGCGAAAGGAAGGGCCUCUUUGGUACCGCGAAGGAGGUGAUAGACGGCGAGGAUGGCGUGUCCGGGCUGUGGAGGGGGCUGAAGGCAAGCUUGGUGCUAGUCGUGAACCCAGCCAUCACGUAUGGUGCCUAUGAGAGGCUGAAGGACGUUAUCUUCCCGGGGAAGACUAGCUUGAGACCAUGGGAAGCUUUCAUGCUCGGAGCCAUGUCCAAGGCAUUGGCAACCAUUGUGACCCAGCCGCUCAUCGUUGCCAAGGUGGGCCUGCAAUCCAAGCCGCCCGCGAGCAGACACGGGAAGCCAUUCAAGAGCUUCGUCGAGGUCAUGCAGUUCAUAAUCGCGAAUGAAGGCCUCCUGGGUCUGUUCAAGGGUAUUGGCCCGCAGAUCACCAAGGGCCUGAUGGUACAAGGCAUUCUCAUGAUGACGAAGGAACGGGUCGAGUUAUUGUACGUCCUCUUCAUCCGGUACCUACGGAGGCUCAGGUCCCAGCAGUUUGCCAAGGCUGCUGAAUUCGCGGCAUCAAGGGCAAAAGCAUCCAUUCCUAUAACUGCGAAAUAAACACAUUGGGAUGUUGCCUGCACAUUGGGAUGUUGCCUGCCUAGGUAUACCAAUGACGGGCAUGUAGGGCUACCUAGUUAGGUCGUUGGCUGAAGUGUCCUUGUAUAUUCCGAAGUCAGACGUUGUCAUGUAUGUAUUUCGGGGCAUAUGGAAUUUAAAAUUAUGGGUUCAUCGUAAAUCGCGGCUCAGAGACAGAUUGAAACAUGA
This is a messenger RNA of Phialemonium atrogriseum, 1595 nucleotides long. Its product is annotated as mitochondrial carrier domain-containing protein. The transcript has 4 exons. Lineage: Eukaryota; Fungi; Ascomycota; Sordariomycetes; Cephalothecales; Cephalothecaceae. The coding region runs from base 366 to 1388 and encodes 340 amino acids. Gene Ontology annotation, biological process: transmembrane transport. The record is from RefSeq and is a predicted model, not a curated record. Gene Ontology annotation, molecular function: ADP transmembrane transporter activity. Gene Ontology annotation, cellular component: membrane.